CGGGACUGCAACUGUGUUGUCAAAUUUGUCAAAUAGAGACGAAAUAUUUUGGUAUUUUUUUAAUACGCUAGAGAGCAGCACUUGAUCAUGUGAUUAAGGCUGAAAGUUUUUCUCGUAGUCACCUGUCAUUGAAAAUAUUCUGUAAUUUUUUUAAAUUUAAAGAAAAGUGGUAACGAAUUUGACAAAAAAGAAAAACUAAGCUGAUACAAUGGCCCAGUUACGUACGAUUGUUGGAAAAACAUUUCUUUGGCUGUUCGUUGCCGUCUGUACGGUGUUGAUCUUCUACCAUGUCUUUACUGGCAAGGGUGAACGUGUCAGCGUUGGCUGGUUCUUGUCCGUAUCCUCGCCCUAUAUGUGGGCUUGUUUGGGCAUUGGAUUGGCUGUAGCCUUAUCUGUGGUCGGUGCUGCUUUGGGUAUACACACAACUGGUACCAGCAUAGUGGGUGGUGGUGUAAAGGCUCCUCGUAUCAAAACAAAGAAUUUAAUUUCCGUUAUCUUCUGCGAAGCCGUAGCCAUUUAUGGCCUCAUCACUGCCAUUGUUUUGUCCGGUUUGUUGGAAGCUUUCAAGAUGGAAACUGCCAUCAACAAUCAAACCGUAAUGAAUAACAAUUGGACUGCUGGUUACGUUAUGUUUGGAGCUGGUCUGGCCGUUGGCUUGGUUAACUUGUUCUGUGGUAUUGCUGUAGGUGUUGUUGGUUCCGGUGCCGCCUUGGCCGAUGCCGCCAAUUCAGCUCUCUUUGUGAAAAUCCUGAUUGUUGAGAUUUUCGGUUCCGCCAUUGGUCUCUUUGGUUUGAUUGUUGGUAUUUACAUGACCUCCAAGGUGAAGAUGGGUGACAAGGAGUAAAGUGUACUCUCUGGAGUUCCACCCAAAA
Molecule: messenger RNA, 872 nt
Organism: Musca domestica (house fly)
Lineage: Eukaryota; Metazoa; Arthropoda; Insecta; Diptera; Muscidae
Product: V-type proton ATPase 21 kDa proteolipid subunit c''-like
Exons: 2
Coding region: 209-844 (211 amino acids)
Biological process (GO): proton transmembrane transport
Cellular component (GO): proton-transporting V-type ATPase, V0 domain
Molecular function (GO): proton-transporting ATPase activity, rotational mechanism
Source: RefSeq, a predicted model, not a curated record